CCUGUUGCAGCUGGAGAGGGCAGAGCGCGCUCACUCUUGUGAGGGAAGCGGAGAGAGAGAGAAAAAAAGACCGGCACAGCCUGGUUGCUCCGUUCAGCUGGAUUAUUGUUAUUGUUAUUAUUAUUAUUUUUUAAAAAAGCCACGCAAGCUGAAGCAGCUCCCACAUCACCGUCUUUUAGCCACCAUCGACGGAAGCGGUGUGGCUGUUUUGCGGCUCGGUGGCUCUCCCUCCUCUCCCUCGUCCUUCCACAAAGUGACCAUGGCUGCAGGACUCUGGAGAGCUGGGACUCCUCGCGUGGUCUCGGUGGUGCUGCUGGUGCUGGUGGUGGUGGUUCUUCUUCCUCCUCAGGUUCCUGCCCACAGAGCGACGGGCCCCCGCUUUCUAAUAAGUGACCGUGACAGAGACCCACAGUGUAACCUUCAUUGCUCCAGAUCCCCAACCAAGCCCCUCUGUGCCUCUGAUGGCAGGACGUAUGAAUCGACGUGCGACUACCAAAGAGCAAAGUGCAGGGAGGGAAGCCUGAGUGUGGCUCAUCGGGGCAGGUGCAAAGAUGCUGGCCAAAGCAAGUGCAGAUUAGAAAGAGCUCAAGCACUAGAUCAAGCAAAGAAGCCUCAAGAAGCAGUCUUUAUUCCAGAGUGCAGUGAGGACGGAUCAUUCACCCAGGUGCAGUGCCAUACCUACACUGGAUAUUGCUGGUGUGUCACUCCAGAUGGCAAACCCAUCAGUGGUUCUUCUGUACAGAACAAAACUCCUGUAUGUUCAGGUUCAGUAACUGACAGACCAUCAGGACAGGGUAAUUCUGGGAGAAAAGUUUCUUUUCGAUUCUUUUUAACUCUCAAUUCAGAUGAUGGUUCAAAACCAACACCCACCAUGGAGACCCAACCAGUUUUUGAUGGAGAAGAAAUCACAGCUCCCACGCUUUGGAUUAAGCAUUUGGUCAUCAAAGAUUCCAAACUGAACAGCUCUAGUAUGAAAAAUUCAGAGAAAGUUAAUUCCUGUGACCAAGAGAGGCAAAGUGCUCUUGAAGAAGCCAGGCAGAACCCCAGGGAAGGGAUUGUCAUCCCUGAAUGUGCUCCUGGAGGGCUAUAUAAGCCAGUACAGUGUCAUCAGUCUACUGGAUAUUGCUGGUGUGUUCUGGUAGACACAGGUCGUCCCUUACCUGGUACUUCCACUCGAUAUGAGACCCCAGUCUGUGAAAGCGAUGCCAGAUCAAAGAGCCCAGAGAUUGAGGAUCCAUUUAAAGAUCGAGAACUUCCAGGAUGCCCAGAAGGAAAAAAAGUGGAAUUUAUUACUAGUUUAUUGGAUGCUCUUACCACAGACAUGGUACAGGCCAUUAAUUCAGCAGCACCUGCUGGAGGUGGGAGGUUUUCUGAGCCAGAUCCCAGCCACACACUGGAGGAGAGGGUGGUCCAUUGGUACUUCAGUCAGCUGGACAACAAUAACAGCAAUGACAUCAACAAAAGAGAGAUGAAGCCCUUCAAGCGCUAUGUGAAGAAGAAAGCCAAACCCAAGAAAUGUACCCGGCGCUUCACUGACUACUGUGAUCUCAACAAGGACAAGUCUAUCUCGCUACAAGAACUGAAGGGCUGUUUGGGUGUUGGGAAGGAAGGAGGCAGCAGUGGCAGUUCCCCUCAUGGGAAAAGACAAGGUGCCAAUCCUUUCAUUGGCCGUCUUGUCUAAGAGCUGAUGGGAACACUUGAGAUGGAUAGAAGGCAAAAAAGACAGUCAGGAGACAUUGCCAUCUGAAAACACUUCUGUGGAACUGGGAGCAUCCAACAUAACAGGAGUGGCAGCCACAACACUUGCACUUUUUAAUUAAAAAUAAUUGAAGCGGGGUGGAAAUUGGCCUACUUUUAAUGCCAUUAUCUAGUAUCCUGGAAAAGUAAAAGAAGAUCGUUACAUCUUGGAGAAAGGAACUGAACAGCUACUGAUCUUUUAAAUCUGGGGGAAUGCUUGGACUUGAAGAAAGAUGUUUAAUAUACUGUAUAUGAAUGUAAAGUGUACAGUGGUCAUGUACUGGCCUUAGUGUAACUAUUUUAAACCCUGUGUAGGACUUUGUCUAAGAUGGUUCCCAGUGGACUCUGGAAUCCAGAAAUACAUUGAUUUCUGAAAACAUUCUGUAAUCUAACCUUAAAACGAUUUUAUUUUCUGACAGCCAGCAUCAUGACUCAAAUUAAAGAAGCUGGUUGCACUCACAUACUAGCUUGAUUACACAUGAACUCAUGUGUUACGCAUAUGCAAUUACAGCAACAUAUGUAUGUAUGCACAAACAUAAGGAGAGCAGACAAAAUCUUUGCUAGACUGUCAUCCAAAACACAUCUGCAAGUGUGCUGGAAUUAGUCCCACACUAGCACCAGUGUAGGAUCAGCUGUAAGAUCGAAUCCACGUGACGGAGUGAGCGUCUGUCACUUGUCCCAGGU
Pogona vitticeps (central bearded dragon) is the source of this 2421-nucleotide messenger RNA. RefSeq names its product SPARC related modular calcium binding 1 (gene SMOC1). Gene Ontology annotation, cellular component: basement membrane. The record is from RefSeq and is a predicted model, not a curated record. NCBI's taxonomy places the organism in Eukaryota, Metazoa, Chordata, Lepidosauria, Squamata, Agamidae. Gene Ontology annotation, molecular function: protein binding; extracellular matrix binding; heparin binding. Gene Ontology annotation, biological process: extracellular matrix organization.